Molecule: messenger RNA, 1092 nt
Organism: Rosa chinensis
Lineage: Eukaryota; Viridiplantae; Streptophyta; Magnoliopsida; Rosales; Rosaceae
Exons: 4
Coding region: 227-691 (154 amino acids)
Source: RefSeq, a predicted model, not a curated record
CCCAACACUCCACCCCCAAAACGACACCGGGGCUCAUAUUUCGACCGUCAUCAAGCAAGAGUAGCCGGAUGAGGCAUCCGAUGAGCCCGAAAAGCUUCCCGUCUCGAAGAUUCUUAGCUCGUCGUCGAUUGAUGAAGUUCCUGACACCCAGGAGGAGCCCGUUCCGAUCAAAAUCAAGCAGGAGUUCUCCGAGGAGCCCGAUCAGGCUGACACACUUGAAGGAUCGAUGCAGCUAUGCGAGGUCGAAAGGAUGAGUGUGGUUCCUGAUAGCCUGGGGGAUUUGGCGCAACAAGAAGAGGAAACUGUUUCGAUCCAGGUACAGAGAAUUGGAUCUGAGGAGGUGGAUGAACCUGUUUUGAUCCAGGUCAAGAAGGAGGGAUCUAAGGAGGUGGAUGAGGCCGAAACGAUGAGCGAGGUUCCGAAUAGCCUCGCUGAACAACAACUUGAACCUGUUCCGAUUCAGGUGAAGAAAGAAGGAUCUGAUAAGAUGGAUGAGGCCGAAAGGCUGCAACAGUCUAAGCCUGAGAGUGUGAUGUAUAUAUUUUGCAAUGAAGAGCCACUCUGGUUGAGUUUAUGCCUUAACACACUGAACGGUCCGCUCGAGUACAAAGGAUUGUGGAAGAAGACGGUGCUGCAUUUGGAGAAAGUGUCGUAUGGACGGGACGAGGCUAGGCUUGCAGAAAACCACUGAGUUUUGAUGCGCGCAAUGCUUUAACUACGAUGACCAAGCAGCUGGAUGAGCCAAAGAACAAGAUUGAAAUGAUGAUUCUUGAUAGUUAUGGUUUUGGAUCAGAGAAAUCAAGGUCGAUCAUGGCAAGCAAGUCGACGUUGCUGAUUAAUAAAUACAAUGCACCUCCAUUAGGGGAUGGUCACAUGAAUGGACUCCCUGCUCACACUCACAAAAGAUUGUCCACAACACUUUGUGAUGAUCAAGUUUCAGGGCUGGAAUUUGAAACCACAGAUGGACAAUGGGUGAAGCUGUCACUCUCUCCUGCCCCCAUUGUCUUUAUUGUCGGAGUUAUUCUUAUGAGUAACUUAUAGUACUAAAAUAACCAAAGUAGAUAGAAAUUAAAAAUAAAAUUCAUAUUGUGA